Didymodactylos carnosus is the source of this 2209-nucleotide messenger RNA. The record is from the annotation of a GenBank genome assembly. NCBI's taxonomy places the organism in Eukaryota, Metazoa, Rotifera, Eurotatoria, Philodinida, Philodinidae.
CACACUCAGAGAGCUGCUGUUGCAAUAUUUUUUUAGUUAAACCAAAAGAGUUCAUCACGUGAAUGCAACUGUAGUCGAAAAAAGGAGAUGAGAAAAGAGGGUUAGGCAUUAAGAUAGCUUCGCUAAAUUCACUUAUCGGCUAGUUCUUUUCCACUUAUCUCUGCCUUGCAAAGUGGUGAUUGUAAAUAUAUUGGCGUUAAAACGCCAUCAACGAAUGUGAUAAGUAGCGUUGUCUGAACAGAUCGCUUCAAAAGAGUUACUUUGUCAAAAGUAAUGCCAAAUGAAAGGGGAUAUUUAAUAAUCGGAUCCACACGGACCAAGUAUUCUGUAAUCUUUAAUUUCAUCUCCUCCGCCAUAACAUUUCGUAGCCUAUUAUAUAUAUAGUGCACAGCGUGGCACAAACAUUCUCCUUUGUUCUGCCUUCCUUUCGUUUUAACGUAUCUGUAGAAAAAAAGGCGAGAAGAAAGAACAGAAGAAGCCAUCUAGAUAUAAAUCAUAACAGAAAAGAAAAAACCGUAGAUAAUGUAAGAUUCAGCGGUCAAAACAACCACUUUCGUGUAAGAAUAAAAUUACAGCUUUAUAUUAUAACAGUAAAAUGAUGACAUUCAAAGAAGUCAAGUAGAAGAAGCAAAGAAAAGCACCUCUUUAUAUCAGGUAUCGAAUCAGUUAUUGUUUUGAAUAAGACAGCUGUGUGUACACAAUAGGAUGGACAAUCAACUAGCACAAUCCAGUUGGAUGUCAGCAUGUUGACUGCUUGAGAUCUUAAAGGUUAUUUGUAUUUUGUCUUUGAAGAGAAAUAUUAUCAGAUAAAUAUUCUGAUACAAAGGACAGUAUAAAAUCUAUUUCAUUUCUUCGGAAACGUCUUAACUCAAUAGACAACCAUGGUUAUCACCUCUUUUUAGUUAUCAACUUAUGUGGAAUUGUUUUUUCGCCAGUACAAGUACAAUAUCAGUCAUUUCAGCGAUUGUCAAUAGAUAAAAAGUAGAAGAUUAAUGUUAUUAUACCUGUUCAUUGUUUGCAAUGGUGAGUGUAAGACUAGAAACUGGAAAUAAUUCCAGACUGUUGACUUAGAAUUGCAAAUUGUUCUUUGAAAAGAUGCUGAUAUCGUUUGAGGGUAAGUUGAGUUAGUACAGACUACGGAAUGAUCACAAGACUGACAGAGAGGAGGAAGAAUUCAAUUAGAGAACGAUUUGUAGUAGGUAAUAAAUCUAAACAUGUGUUUGUUAUAUGAAAAUUAAGUCACAAGGAGAAAGAAUGAGGAAAAAGUUAGAAGCAAAUAGAAAAACUGUAUGCCUAAACUAUAGAAGAACUAUAUACGUAAAAAAUUAAUCUACAUUAAAACUAAUAUGAGACAAAAAACCAGAUAUGUAUAUGAUCGUACAAGAGAGAACACUUAUUAUUUCAUUGUCAUUGUAUAUCGAACGCUUCAGUCUCCUUUAGUUUUUACUACUAAUUCAUGUAGGUUUUUUCCCAAAACGCCAAACUUGCUGUUAGGAUGUAGAUUUAUUUACCGCCAUAGAUAAUUGAUCUUAUUGAUAUUAGAUAUCUUUACAGUUUUGUACAUUUAUUCUUAGUAACAUAACAGACAUUGUUAAAGCUUUUACACUGAUUCGUGCAUAAAAGUUAAAAGUUUAAUUGUUAUAUGUGUAUAGGACUACUAUUACGAUAAAGAUUUAUAAAUCAGAAAAAAAUGAAAGUGAUUGAAAUAAGUCUAGUAUAAUCUACAAAUUCGUUGUAGAGAGAUGCUUUCUUUUAAAUAGAAUCCGCUUUAAUUUGCCUCGUGCUCAUUUUUUUUCCAUUCCUUCUAUUUUCGUUGAGUCAAGGUAAACUCCAAUAUUAUUAUUCAUGUUAUAAAAGCAACUCUUUUUAUUGAAGUUAUUAGUCGUCGAGGAAACGCUCGAUAAUACCAUUGAAUAGUUUGUUACCCUAUAGUGAUGUCCAAUCCCGAUGAUAUUGAAUUUAGUACCGUUAAAUUUGGUAAUCAAUAUGGUCCUGUUCAUGUGGGAGUGCAACCGUUAAGUGCAUUUACUGGCUGGGACAAUAAACGAAUAACAGACGAUGAAAAAUCUCUAUUAAUUGCAAUGGCAGAAAAUGAAGGAAACUUCGAUUCUGUUCAAUCGUAUGACAGUGAAAUAGUAUCAGUAGGUGCUAUGCAAAAAACAAUUAAUAGAGAAGGUAAAGGUGAAUUUUCUAUUCAAGUAUGGCAAUU